This is a messenger RNA of Arabidopsis lyrata subsp. lyrata, 1379 nucleotides long. RefSeq names its product FK506-binding protein 5. The record is from RefSeq and is a predicted model, not a curated record. The coding region runs from base 78 to 1298 and encodes 406 amino acids. The transcript has a single exon. Lineage: Eukaryota; Viridiplantae; Streptophyta; Magnoliopsida; Brassicales; Brassicaceae.
CCAUUCUUCAGAAAGCAGAGCAACAGAAAAAAAAAAAACUUGGCUAGUUUUUCUCCCUAAGGUUUUUUUCUGCAAACAUGUCUGAAGUUGCCUUGUCAUCUCAAGAAGAGAGUACUCCAAGUAGGAAGAAGAUUGGUUUAUCUUCUCUUCUUCUCUCUGAUUUUCAUCUCUUUUGCUCAUUUAUCUUCUCUCACCCUUUCUAUUUUUCUUACUUGCUCUUCUUCUCACCUUACAUCUUCAAGAUUCUCUCUUUUCUUUCACCACUCUUUGUCACCACCACACUCUUGAUUCUCGCUUUACUCAGUACUUUGCAUGUUCACGAGACUUGUCUUGACUCUGAAUCACUAGAAACACAACCAAGCUUCCUUUUCUCCUUUUGUAGUAAGCUUGGUAGUGUCUUGGAACACAAGUUUGAUAUCAACGAUGAGGGUUUUAAGUCAUUGGAAGACCUGGAAGCGUAUAAGAUGGUCGUUGAGGCGUGUUCGAUACAAUGUGCGUCCGAUAAUGAGAUAUGUUCCGAUGAAUUGACGUUUGUUGACAAAUUCUGUAGCCAUGAGAGCACGGUGUCGGAAGCUUUGACCGAUGAGACCCGUGAGGAGCAAGUUGAGAUCCAACCGUUGAAGCUUGAGGAUGUGAUUGUUUUGGAGAAAGAAGAAGAAACCAAGAAAUGUGAAAAGGAAGAAGAAGAGGAACAAAAAGUCAAGCCAGAAAGUGACGUUGUCCUCGAUAAUGAAGAAGAGCCGACAAAAGAAGAAUCCAAAGCUCAAAAAGUUGACCUUGUCGGAGAUUUUAAUAAUGAAAGUUAUGAUCUCCCAAAACUGAGCAAGUUUCUCGGAGAAGGUAAAAGAAAUGAAGCAACUAAGAAGGAAGAAGAAGAUAAUGUUUCUCUCCAAAGCUUUGGAUCAAUGAGAAAAGAGAAAGAAUGGAGGAGGACAUUAGCUUGCAAGCUAUUCGAAGAAAGACACAAUGCUGACGUUGGACAAGGCAUGGAUCAGCUGUGGGAGACAUACGAGACACAAACAGAGAAGAAGCAUCAAACUGAAGAAGAGAAGAAGAAGCUCAAGAAGAAGACAAAGUCGAUGUUGAAGACAAAGAGUAUAGAGAAGGAAGUAAUAGUGGAGGAGGAAGAUCAUGAUGAUGGGAUUGAUCAUCAACAACUUUGUUGUUUACAGGCUUUGAAGUUCUCAACAGGGAAGAUGCAUUUGGGAAUUGCGAGGCCGAACCUUCUAAAGCUAUCUAAGGCUUUCAAAGGCAUUGGAAGGUUUUACAAUGCUAACAAACAUUCCAAGAAAGCUUGAAAAGGAGAUGAAUAAUAAACUUUGUAUUAAUUUCGAUCUAUAAAAAUAUAUAAGUGACUAGAGAUAGUUAUGCUUUUGUAA